AUGACUAGUGAUACUGAAUUAAUUAGUAAACUAAAAACCCUUUUGGAGGAUGGAACUGUAGAUCCUGUUACUUUAACCACAAUAAUAGACGAUUACUGUGAACAAAUAAAUAAAGAAAAUAACAUCAAACAAAAAACAAACUUUUUAACUUGUUUAGCUGAACUAUUAGAGAUUAACUAUCUACAAAUCAAUGAAAUUGGUUGGGAUCUACCUAAGAUUUUACUUAAAUUUAUUUGUAAGGAGAAUAUUGCUACUGAUGUUACUCUAAAUGAUGACAAUGAGAAAGAAGCCCAAGAAAAUCAAUUAGAAAUUCAUAAACCUUUAAUUAAUGUAAUUAAAGACUUUUUCAAACUACUUCAGAAGUAUGGUAGUGCCAAAGAAUCUUUAAUUGCUACAUGUGAAUUAAUUAUAUCACUUAACAAAACUGAAGAAUUCGACAAAAUUGAAGAAUCAAAAAUAAACGAAUUAAAAUUAAAAGAAGAAGAAAAAAAUGGUGAACCUGGUGAAAUUAAUGCAUCAAUUAAGAUAAAUGAAGAUUCUGAGUUAAAUGAUUAUGAUAGACUAGAUGUCAUCUCUGAAGAAAUUAUUUUUAUAAAGUUAGAACUUUUAACAGAACUAUUGGAGCAAUCAUUAAUGGGCAUUAAAACAAAUAACCCAUCCAAAUUUUUGGCAAUUGGAGUUUCAGCUUAUGUCAAAUUCAUCACUGCCAAUAGUAAUGAAUUAUCCAAUAUAAAUAAAUUAUUGAAUAUUGUAUAUUCCUUCUGUUCAAAAUUUGUAUUGAUAGAUAAUAAGUCUAAAAAGAUAGAGGAUUCUAAUAAUGAGGAAUUACACAAAAUUGUUGAUGAUGAGAAUAUCUUGGAAAAAAAACUUCUACUGACUUUGCUUUCAUUUGCAGUGGAAAAGGCUUUUAUCAGUGAUACAAUUGAUAUUCCAAUAAACUUGAUCAGAUCUACGGAAAAUUUAACUCCAAAGAAAAUGGUGGAUCAUCUCUGUUUUGAAAAUCCAUUAAUGCUGAUUUUAUUAAACAUAUUGAAAUUAAUGGAAAAUUUAGGAGCAGAUUUUAAUGAAUUAUUUGAAAAUUAUUUGGCAGAAACUAGAGCAAUUUAUAGUACUUUACCCAAUUCUGAAACUGAAGAUGAAUAUGUUGAUAAUGAUUCUGCUAAUCAAGUUAUUUAUCAAUUACCAUACACUUUUUUACUUCAAAAGAUGGAUGAAAGUAAAACUUUAAAUUUACAUUCAAAUGGUGUAUUGAUCUUAUCAACUAUUCUAUUUCUAUCAAAAUGUUCAAUACUGGAUCAAAUUGAAAAGUUAGAUAUCACUGCUGAUGACUUGGUUUGUAUGUAUUUACGUAAUACAACUCCUUCAUUAUUUUCUGCCCUUUUCCAAAAUGAAGGUGCAGAAUCAUGUGUUUAUGUGUGGUUAGCUUCAGGAUUAUAUGUUUGGAAUCAAGUUGAAUUAACUCAACAAUUUAAAGCAGGUAGAAAUUCCAUAAUUCAAGUUUUCUUUCAAUUGUUAUUAAUUAAAAUAAUCAACGAAUCUGAUGAUACAAGUAGAAUGAACUUAUCGAAUGUGUUCCUGGAUUUUGCCUCUGUUGUACCCGAAGAAGUUGCAUUUAAUUUUAUAUUAGAUACUUUAUUGACUUGCCCCUUCCCAAAGGGAAAAAUAUUUUCCCUAAAUGCCCUAAAAGAAUUAAUGUUGAAAGCAAGAUCAAUUAAGCAUAUAGAAAAUGAUUCCCAAAAGAACAUGCCACCUCUACCACCAAGGCCGCAUAUACAAGUUACAGAUGAUCGCAAAGCUUCUAUUCAUAGUUUAGCAAUAAUUGCAAUAGGUAAUGCUUCAAAACCAAAUAAAGAUAAAUUAGAUUUAGUUCUUCUAUUAGAAUAUAUCAAUUUCUUUAUUUCAUUACAGAAAAAAUGGGAUUCAUUUCUGCUUGAUACUAUAUAUGAAGAAUUAAAAGAAAGCUUCCCUGAAACUGCAGUAGAAACAUUCCCUGAGGUUGGAUUCAUCAAAAUAUCUACAGAAAUAUUGGGUAAUAUAGUUAAGAACUAA
This is a messenger RNA of Henningerozyma blattae CBS 6284, 2049 nucleotides long. RefSeq lists its product as uncharacterized. Gene Ontology annotation, biological process: cellular response to oxidative stress. Gene Ontology annotation, cellular component: cytoplasm. The coding region runs from base 1 to 2049 and encodes 682 amino acids. The transcript has a single exon. The record is from RefSeq and is a predicted model, not a curated record. NCBI's taxonomy places the organism in Eukaryota, Fungi, Ascomycota, Saccharomycetes, Saccharomycetales, Saccharomycetaceae.